This is a messenger RNA of Entrophospora candida, 363 nucleotides long. The record is from the annotation of a GenBank genome assembly. Lineage: Eukaryota; Fungi; Glomeromycota; Glomeromycetes; Entrophosporales; Entrophosporaceae.
ACAAAUAAAUUUAAUAUGAUUUUAUGUUUUGUCCUUGGUGUAAACAACAAAGGACAAUCAAUAAUUUUAUGUCAAUCUUUAUUUGAUAACGAAAGUUUAGAAACGUUUAACUGGUUUUUUAAGUGCUUAAAAUCAGCAGUUUCUGAUUCGUCAAAAGUGAUUAUGAGUGAUCAUGACUUAGGAUUAGAAUCAGCUAUAGAACAACAAUUUCCACAAACAAAACAUUUUUUGUGUUUAUUUCAUAUUUAUCAAAACCUUAAUAAAAACAUAAAACCAAAAUUAAGAAAAAAAUAUAAUGAUUUUCUUGUUGAUUUUAAUAAUCUUUUAGAUUCCAUCUCAAUCAGUUCAUUUGAAAUAUUGUAG